AAAGGGUUUACUUGCUAUUGUAAUUCCCAUUGUUUAAUCUGAUUGCUGAACUUGACCUGAUAGCAUUCCUAGUGUGCUCAUUCCUCAUUGCCUAGAUGUUCAACAAUAAAUACCAGAGCUUAAGAUGAACUCUCAAACACCAACCUUCCUAGCUAACAAACCCAAGUGUCAAGUCUCAAUAAUCAAUCCUAAUUUGAUAAUUUGAUCUAGUUAAGUGAAAGGCGAACAUGGUUGCCUCCGACGAGUUCAGGCGCGUCUUUGGAUCGUUCGACCAGGACGGCGACGGCAAGAUCUCCGCCACCGAGCUGCGGCUCUGCGUGAAGGCGUCCCUCGGCGAGGACAUGCCGGACGAGGAGGUGCAGGCGCUCAUGGCGUUGGCGGACACCGACGGCGACGGGUUGCUGGACGAAGAGGAGUUCGUGAGGCUGGUGACAGAAAUGGAGGCGGAUGGUGAUGAGGAAGAAGACGACGACGACGAGACGUGCAGGUGCCUAAGGGAGGCGUUUGCGAUGUACGAGAUGGAAGGGAGAGGAUGCAUCACGCCGCUGAGCCUGAAGCUGAUGCUGAGCAAGCUGGGCACGCACCUGGACGUUGCAGAGUGCCAGGCCAUGAUCUGCAGGUUCGACAUGAACGGAGACGGGGUGCUCACCUUCGACGAGUUCAAGACUAUGAUGAUGGCCUGAUGGAAUGAGAUGGUGCCGGCCGGCCAUCAUCGUUGUUGCUAAUCUUAUUGUAUACUCCUAUGUAAUAUGAGGAAUUUUAUAGUUACCUUCAGGUAGACAGGGAAUUUGUACACUCAGGUUAGGUGCUAUGGUAUCCGUCAUUCUCAUGUGAAUUAAAUAGUUAUAAAAAAUUUAAUAACAUCAAUUGGUUGGGAUGAUAUAAAUCUAUAGAUAUCAUUCAAGACUAUAUUUUAUCUACAACGAUGUAGACUUUAUUAUCCACUAAA
Molecule: messenger RNA, 949 nt
Organism: Oryza sativa Japonica Group (Japanese rice)
Lineage: Eukaryota; Viridiplantae; Streptophyta; Magnoliopsida; Poales; Poaceae
Product: putative calcium-binding protein CML23
Molecular function (GO): calcium ion binding
Source: RefSeq, a predicted model, not a curated record